AACAAGGGCAUAUUGCAAUAAUGUUGAGGGUCGGCGUGGUGGGAUUGGGCCGGAUGGGGUCGGGUAUGGCUCUCAACGUUGCCAAGGCGGGGUUCCCUCUGGCCAUCUAUGACACGGAGGAGGGGCGGACGCAGGAGCUGAGGGAGGGCUGGGUGAAGGACAAGCACCUCCCAACAGGACCGGGAGGUCUGUCGACGCCCCACCUCCACCUCCUCGAGUCCCCCGCGGACGUGAUGCUGGCUUCGGACGUGUGCUUGGUGUGCGUGCACACGGAGCAGCAGUCGGUGGAGGCCUUGGCCGGGGAGGACGGGCUCUUGGCGGUUGGGUCAAAGGUCAUGGCCGACAAGAUCAUAGUGGACCACGGAACAGUCUCUCCAAGCUUCGCGAAAAGUAUGUCCAAAGCCGUGAUCAAAGGAGGGGGCGCGUUUCUGGACGCGCCAAUAAGCGGCGGCCCGCAAGGCGCCCUCGAAGGGACGCUGUCGAUCAUGGUCGGAGGCAAGGAGGAGCACCUCAAGACUUGCUUGCCCGUGCUUGAGGCGAUGGGGAGUCGCAUCGAGCACAUGGGGGGGUACGGGGCCGGGGCUGCUGCGAAGCUGGUGAACCAGCACUUAGUCAUCACGAACACCGUGGCGGCGUGCGAAGCGUACGUUCUCGCGAGGCGGUUAGGGCUCGGCGAUACGGCGAAACUCAAGGCGCUCCUGGAGGCAUCUUGGGGCCACAGGCGAGGAUGA
Ectocarpus sp. CCAP 1310/34 is the source of this 731-nucleotide messenger RNA. The record is from the annotation of a GenBank genome assembly. NCBI's taxonomy places the organism in Eukaryota, Phaeophyceae, Ectocarpales, Ectocarpaceae.